CAACUAAUGGAUCUAAAAAAGGAUCUUAAAUAUCUAGUAUACUUAAGAAGUGAAUACAAAUUCAGUAAACUAUUGUAUAACGAAGAGAAAGUAAAGAAAAAGCUAAAGUAUAUAUUAACUGAAUAUCUUGAUCCAGCAAUAAAAACACAAUUUGAAAACAUAGAAACAACUAGAAUAUAUCAGCGAAACAUCGACUUGAUUAAACAAGCAAGUCUUAUACAAGAAGCACUAAAUUAUAUUACAACUGUAAAGCCGCCACCAAGUGCAAUUCUUCGAACAUACAGAAAUACAAUAUACGAAUUACAUUAUAUUCAAAAGGGGUACAAUAGAAGAUAUUUUAAUACAGACCCACCAGUAUCUUUAGAAUCGCCACCGAAUAUUAGAAUAUAA
Molecule: messenger RNA, 390 nt
Organism: Racocetra persica
Lineage: Eukaryota; Fungi; Glomeromycota; Glomeromycetes; Diversisporales; Gigasporaceae
Source: the annotation of a GenBank genome assembly